This is a messenger RNA of Varroa destructor (honeybee mite), 4282 nucleotides long. RefSeq names its product glycerophosphate oxidase 1 (gene Gpo1). Gene Ontology annotation, cellular component: mitochondrion. Lineage: Eukaryota; Metazoa; Arthropoda; Arachnida; Mesostigmata; Varroidae. The record is from RefSeq and is a predicted model, not a curated record. Gene Ontology annotation, biological process: glycerol-3-phosphate metabolic process. Gene Ontology annotation, molecular function: glycerol-3-phosphate dehydrogenase (quinone) activity; calcium ion binding.
GCUUAGAAAGAAAGGGUAGUUCUGGCCAAGUGAGGGUUUCUCUCCAUCAACGAGGGAAAGCACCGACCGUCCGAGUCUGCGCUGUGGCUGGCACCGUUGAUAGCCGCGGUCUGGCAUGACUACUCGAUUGCUUCUAUAUCCACGGAGUUUCCCUUCUGUGCUGUGCUCCGAGCCGCUUGCUUAUACCCAGUGUCGUCGCGAGUUGAGCUAGCUGUGUUGUGGGCAGUCGGUCCCAUCCCGUUAGGCCACCUCUUGCGACGCGGCUACUGUGCCGCGGUAAUACUGCUAUCUGCAUUCUCUCACGCCCAAAGACGGUCUCAAGCGGGAGGACAGCGUGUAUAUCCCUAUCUGCCUUCGCCUGCGGUCUGUGCCGUUUGUGUGCAGCGCAGAGACGGUGGUAAAAUAGUCGCCGUUGCUGAAAUUGCCCAUAGUAGUUGCUGCUACUGGGUGACCUUGCAUAUGUCUGCUGUAUGAGUCGUGUGACGGUAGACUACUCUUGUUGCUGCUGGCGCAAUAGUGUAACCACUAUCGCGACUGUGCUAUUGCAGAGUAGUUGCCGGCUUAGAGUGGUGGUGGCGAGUCAGGGAUUCGCUCCGGUAAACUCGUAAUUCGAGGCAGUUGUGUGCGUGAGUUGUCGUGGUGUGGAGAAUCUGUGAGUGUGGUGUGAUUUGAGCCUGCUGGGUAUAAUCGUUGCAGUCGUGUCAGACGCGAAAUUCGAACGUGCCACUUGCUCAUUAAAAGGUAGUUGGUAGGGAAUGAUGCUCGGGGCACGAGUGAUCGCGGGUGCGGUAGGUGCUGGUGCCGUCGGAUACCUCAGUUAUAAUCUGCUUGGGGAGGAAGGGAACCUGAGCGUGCCGGGUAUUUCUACCUUAUACGCUGCCAGUAGUUUAUCUACGGUACCGCCCCGUACGACGUUGUCAACACGCGCUCAACAGAUUGAGGCGCUUAAGAAAACGAAAGAAUAUGAUGUGCUGGUCAUUGGAGGCGGAGCGACAGGCUCGGGGGUUGCACUUGACGCGAUCACGCGUGGCCUGUCGACGGCACUUGUCGAAGCGGAUGAUUUCGCUUCUGGAACAUCAUCCCGGAGUACCAAGCUAAUUCAUGGCGGCGUACGCUAUCUUCAGAAAGCGGUGUUCAAUCUAGACUACGAACAGUACCGCAUGGUGAAGGAGGCGCUGAAUGAACGCGCGAAUUUGCUCAGAGCGGCGCCCCAUCUCGCGGACGCACUGCCGAUCAUGCUGCCGGUCUACCGAUGGUGGCAGGUACCUUACUAUUGGGUGGGAAUUAAAUGUUAUGAUAUGGUCGCCGGUCGACAGUGCCUUAAGAAGAGCUAUUUCCUCAGCAGAAAACGUGCCCUCGAAUUGUUCCCGAUGCUCCAGGAGGAACGACUUUGUGGUGCAUUGGUUUACUACGACGGAGCGCAUAACGACUCACGUGUGUGUGUCUCAUUAGCACUAACAGCGGCAAAAUUUGGAGCCAACGUUGCCAACCACGUUCGGGUCCUUAACCUCAUAAAGGACAAGAAUGGACGAACCCGUGGAGCGGUCUGUCGAGACGAGGCUAGCGGAGAAUGUUUUGAAGUGCGCGCCAAGUGCGUUGUGAACGCAACAGGCCCAUUUACUGACAACAUCCGAAUAAUGGACGAGCCAAAUGUUAAAAAAAUCUGCCAGCCGAGCUCGGGGGUGCACGUAGUCUUACCUUCGUACUACAGUCCUCAGAAUAUGGGUCUCCUUGAUCCAGCGACCUCCGAUGGCCGUGUAAUCUUUUUCUUGCCCUGGCAAGGUCAAACGAUUGCUGGUACCACAGACAAGCCCUGCGAACUGACUCACGACCCUGCGCCAACUGAAGACGACAUCCAGUUUAUUCUUAAAGAGAUCCGCAACUACCUCUCGCCGGAGGUUCACGUCCGCCGAGGAGAUGUUCUUUCGGCCUGGGCCGGCAUCCGGCCUUUGGUUCUCGACCUGAGCAAGAAGGUAAAAGGACGCAAACAGUCUAAGGCUGGAAAAACGGAGUCCAUCGCACGAAACCAUAUCAUUUCAGUCAGCGAUUCAGGAUUGGUAACUAUUGCUGGUGGCAAGUGGACCACAUACAGAGAGAUGGCUGAACAAACUGUGGACGAAUGUAUUAAAUCACGAAAACCAGGUGAGGAAACACUGAACCCGAAGUAUGCGUUUUCGCAGACUGACCACGUCCUACUUGAGGGCGCAUCAGGCUGGUCUCCCAUCAUGUACAUUCGGCUAGUACAAGAUUUCGGCCUGGACCCCGAGGUGGCAAAACAUCUAGCAUCAGAUUAUGGAGAUCGCGCUUUUUCCGUGGCCAAGUUGGCUGCGCUGACUGGCAAACGUUCGCCUAUUGUUGGCCGCAGGCUUCAUGAGGAGUUUCCUUAUAUUGAAGCUGAGGUCCGAUAUGCCGUCUUAAAAGAAUAUGCCUAUACCGCCGUCGAUGUUAUCGCACGUCGGCUGCGUCUCGCCUUCUUGCACGUUCAGGCGACCCAGGAGUGCCUGCCGCGUAUCGUUGACAUUAUGGCUGAAGAGCUGAAGUGGGAUAAUAAGCGAAAGAAGGAAGAAAUCGAAAAGGCCACCAAGUUCCUCAAUACGCAGAUGGGUGGCGCUGUUAACAAGGAAUCAAAGGAACAACGAUCAACAAUGUCCUUCACAAAGAAGGAGAUGGAUGAGUACAUCGCAAAGUUUAUGAACAUCGAUCGUGACCGAAAGGGAUACAUCACAGUUAUGGACCUCAAACGAACCCUGAAAGAAUCAGGUGAGGCUCAGGUCAGUCAAGAGCAGCUUCAUGAAAUGCUUAAUGAAGUGGAUAUAAACAAGAAUGGCCAGAUUGAGCUCGGUGAAUACCUCGAACUCAUGUCAGGUCUUAAGACCGGCAAGGUGACAAGCAGCCGACUCGCCAAGGCUGUGGACCGAGACUACGAGAAAAAGCUUUCCGUAGACCGUUCAGGUGGCGGGCUCUAAUUUGCUCUAAUCAGAUGACUCAAAAAGAUCUAGCUUUAUAUUAAUAAUUAGAAUAAAAGCAAAGACGCUGAAUCGAGGGGAGACCCAAGCUGGAUGGAUCAAUCAAUCUUGAGCGAACUGAGACGCAUCUUGUUUUUCAAUGGGGCUCUAUGUAUCUUUGUGUGGUUGCGUAUGUAACGCAUGAAAUUACCUGCCUGGAGACAUUUUCAGUCGUAUCCAAUGAUAUUUGUAUGCACGUAAGGCGUUUUUAGGGAUGUGUUAAGAUACCAACUGCUUCAACAGAGUCCUACGCGUACACAAUUUACAGUAUAUCUGUUUUGACCCAAGGAAGACAGAUUAACUUGCUUUAUGCAAGCGUAUAAUAGAAUGUCCUCUGACACUCCCUCUAGAUAAUAAGUGCAUCAGUCAAAGGUUUAGUAAUGGUCCUUGAAUGUACGGUAGUAAAUAUGCAGUUGUGAAACCGACAUUACAUUGACCUCUUAGGAUUCUCAGUCAAGCGGCCCAGAAAUGUUUGAGGGGCCCAACACAAACAUUUUUCAUUAACACAGUAAACUACAAAUGCAUGAUUACCUAGUGAGCAAUUCGCGUUUGCCAGUUAACAAUGUGUAUCAUUAAAGACACGACUCUCUGGUAACUACAGGGUUACUAGGCUUAGGUAGCGGGAAAGAAACGGUUCUCCACGACCUACCUUGUGUGAUAAUGGGAUCUUGCUGUUGCUUCGAUUUCUCACCACUGAAUCACCACCAAGAUUCGUAUAUCUGAAUUAACCAUAGUUAAUUCCUAAACAAACUAGAAUUUUGUUCAGUAACUGCUGAUUCCUAUCGUCAUAAUGUGAGCGUCAGAUACUGUUAGCCUACAGCCUGUUCGUAUACGCGUAACCUUCAUGUGUGUUGAACGAUUGGCGAAAACGUGCCAGCCAAUUUCAAGAUGCCUGCCUCUACAUCAAAGGAUCUAUUAGGCUCAUCGUUUGAUGUAAUCGACUGCCGACUCAUUAAUUUCGUUGUCUCCAUUAUUCCUCUUAUAGGGGUCACUGCUUUGUUAGGUGAGAGUGUUGACAUUACUGCAAAAUAAAACAAGCAAGGCGACAUACGGUAAAGAUAUGGUAUUAACAAUAAUGCAUAUAUAUAUAUAUGCAUGUUUAUAGUUACAAAUAAGAAUAUGCACGGAAUGUUCGAGGAGAUCGAAGGCAGAUGACACGAGAACGAUGCUUUAUCGUCAAGGACGAAUGCCAAUGAUGAUAUAUAUAAUUUAAUUGAGUAUAAUUUAAUAUUGGUAGUAUACGAGCGUGAGAGAUGCAUUUGAAUAAAGUUUGGACA